UUUGAUAAAAACCGAGGUAUCUCGUACACAUACGUGUUCAUCAUAUGAAAUAUUGAGGAGACUACAUAUGCUUUGAAGUAUGUUCCUCAAAAUUAUCUUUGCACUAUUUUUGGUCGGAACGCCCUCAGCCUUUCAAAUAAGGGACCCAUGCACUUUGUCGUUUUGGAACACACCUGAAAUUGCCACCAAGAACACAUCAUGCUCAUCUGGUAGCAUAUUAUGGAAUUACCCUGAAGGUCGCAUAAGAGUUCAAUUUCUGAACGUUCCAGAUCAAGUUUGUAUCACACGUGGCGUAGCUGCAUAUGGCGACGUCAUUUCAAAUAUUUACUACGAGAAUGGAGAUCGACAUGAGGGACUUCAGUUCAAUGCUGAAGGAAAAGCAUGCAUCACCCCUACAGGAGAAGAGGCAUCAGUCGUAUUCCAGGGACCUACAAGAAUGCGCACUUACAUGGCGUCAUUUGCAUACGAAAUAACGUCAGAAGACCGAAGCAUUGUGGACAGAAUGCAGUCUACGUUCAUCAACAUUUUCCAUACUGCAAUUCGUCCUUUAGGCACGAUUCUCCGAAAAUGGAAUAUCCAAAUCAACAUUGAUCAAAUGUAAAUGAUACAGUUGAUAGGACGAAAUAGUAAAAAAAAAGUAAUGGACCAUUGCAUGUCAUAGAAUUUUUUGUUCCCUACAACAAACGUAUCAACCAUUCCCACGCAAGUUGAAAAUAAACUGCUGACCAUUGUUUAACUUUAUGAACUUCAAUACAGCUCUGAUACUUUUAUCUGAACACACAUAAGUGCUGAAGAGGAGCAUCCUACCAGUCUAAACAGUUUAUAAAUGACAAUUCAACUGCACUAUUACAUGUGUGUGGUGUAUUUCACCAACGGGACAAACUAUACCUUUAUCCAACACCUGUUGGAUAAAGGUACAUUCGGUUGUUACAUUCAAGUAAUAUCAUGAAGUUUAAAACAGUGGCAUGAACAGAAUCAAAAGUAAAUGGUACAGAUAAAUAUAGCACCAUCCAUGA
Messenger RNA from Ostrea edulis (European flat oyster), 1016 nucleotides. RefSeq lists its product as uncharacterized. The record is from RefSeq and is a predicted model, not a curated record. The transcript has 3 exons. NCBI's taxonomy places the organism in Eukaryota, Metazoa, Mollusca, Bivalvia, Ostreida, Ostreidae. Bases 80 to 601 code for a protein of 173 amino acids.